AAAAAAUCCCAUUUCCAAAACACACAGUUAAUCCCCAUUUUCAUAGCCAAAAGAAAAAACAUGUCUUUGAACAGCCAUCGUCGUCCUGGUGUUACAGUAAACGGUGUCCGAAGGAUGCGAACCUACCAUUUUUUCUGGUGUCUCCAUUGUCAACGAACCGUAAGGUUUUCAAAUUCAAAUGUUUUUGAACCUUGUUGUCCUUAUUGUUUUCGUCAACUUCAUCAAGAGCUUGAUGUUUCAAGGCCUAGACUUAGAGUUAAUCACGGCCUUGAACCGUAUGAAACCACUCGUAGGUUAUUAGAUACUUUGGCCGCCGCUCUUGACCCCACCAGGCCGCGGCAAAGUGGAAGAGCUCGUCGGGAUCGACCAAUUCCUGAAACUGGACCUUGGGUCACUCUCGUCGAACCACCACGACCGCAGCCGAGUCCUAUCGUUGCACCCCGAGAUACAGUCAGCAACGACGACUUGGAUGGUUUACUCGAAGGCUUAACGGAAGACGAUAGGCCGGGUCCACCACCGGCAGCUGCGUCAGCCAUCGAGGCCUUGCCGGUGGUGAUAAUCACCGAAUACCACCUUACCAACGCUACACAUUGUCCUAUUUGUAAGGAUGAGUUCGAGAUUAGCGGAGAAGCACGAGAGUUACCAUGCAAGCACUUGUAUCAUUCCGAUUGUAUCGUCCCUUGGUUGAGCAUUCAUAACACCUGCCCCGUUUGUCGCUACGAGAUCAAAGACGACACCGAUCCCACGACCGAUGAUGUCGUUUUUCGUGACAUUGGUUUGGGGGCCGACGAUCUGGCAAACGGAUUAACCUGGUUACGAACUCAGUUCCUUUCUUCUAGGCCAUUUCGUGCAUUCUCUCAUUGGACACAACGAUAUAUUGAUUUCCUCGAUAGCAGAUUCAAUACAAAUAAUUUCACUCGCGAAUGUAGGAUCUAUUGCCAGAGCUUAAUCUAUUACAUGUUUAUGGUUUUUACGUAUAUAUAUGCAUAUACAUAUAUACAUGUAUUACUAACAUUUACAAGUGAUUAAUCCACAGCAAGCUCAUGGUGGCCAUCAUGGUUCAUUUUAUAGCUUCACUGUCUUUAAAUAUAUCAACAGCCUGCAAACUUUGGUAAUAAU
Molecule: messenger RNA, 1119 nt
Organism: Gossypium arboreum
Lineage: Eukaryota; Viridiplantae; Streptophyta; Magnoliopsida; Malvales; Malvaceae
Product: probable E3 ubiquitin-protein ligase RHC1A
Exons: 1
Coding region: 61-1029 (322 amino acids)
Biological process (GO): protein ubiquitination
Cellular component (GO): cytoplasm
Molecular function (GO): ubiquitin protein ligase activity
Source: RefSeq, a predicted model, not a curated record